This is a messenger RNA of Cooperia oncophora, 307 nucleotides long. Lineage: Eukaryota; Metazoa; Nematoda; Chromadorea; Rhabditida; Trichostrongylidae. The record is from the annotation of a GenBank genome assembly.
AUGUUUUGGAAUGCUAUUAACGAUCCUCUCUUCGGUUACUUGCAGGACAAACCUGGCUCAUGGUUGAAUUCGCGCACGUGGGUCAUUCGGUCAUUUGCACCGUUUAUGGUCACUUCAUUUGUGUUCAUGUGGGUGCCGUGGUCCGAAGGAUCAUCGCUUGAGGGCAUCCAUCUCAUAGUGUCUCUUUUCUUGUACGAUGCGUUUUUCAGCGCAAUUGGAGUUUCGUGGAGUGCGCUAUUCGCUGAUUCUACCAAAGAUCCAAGAAUGCGGGUUUCGGCAAUGAAGUAUAGUCAGAUUAGUAUUCUAG